Darwinula stevensoni is the source of this 1296-nucleotide messenger RNA. The record is from the annotation of a GenBank genome assembly. NCBI's taxonomy places the organism in Eukaryota, Metazoa, Arthropoda, Ostracoda, Podocopida, Darwinulidae.
AUGAGGUGUUCGAGCGACGCCAGACCCCCAUCCGGGAUGGAUCAAUAUUGGUUGAGUGGAGGGACGUCGGACGAGCGCAAUAAGUCCUUCAGGAUGGGCGGCGAAGUGCUGGUGAUGGAAGAAGCCUAUGCCCAUGCACUUUCUCCUCGUUUCUUCGCCACUCAUUGCCUUCAUUGUCUUCAAUCACCUUCACUCCAAUACCUGCCUUGCUUUCGAUGCGCCACCGUAUGCUUCUGCUGCGAGGAGUGUCGCGAGGAAGCCUGGAGAACCUACCAUAAAUACGAAUGUCCGACGCUGAGUCUGCUCGUCGAUGAAGAGAUCGGGUGCAUGGCCCUUCUUGCAUUCAGGGUCGUCUUAAACGCCGGUCUGCAGCAAAUUCUCUCAUCGGAUGAACCGGCUGAAGAAAAGGAACCUUUCCCAUCGGGGGUCUACGAUCCCCGGAGCCUCUCGGUCGUGAAGCGACUGGUGUCUCACGAAAAAGAGCGACCUGCGGGGGAUCUGUUCAAGCGAACGGUCACGGCGGUGUUUCUUCUCAAUUGCCUGGAAAUCGGCGGGCUCUUCCAGGACGAGGACGGGGAGUCUGCCCAGAACCGGGUGGGGGCUCUCUUGCUGCGUCUGCUCCAGAGUCUCUCAUGCAACGCCUACGAGAUUUCCGAACUGUGGGUGAGAAACGAGGAAGUUUCGAGAGGUGAAAGGGUUCAGAUCGGCGGUGCCGUGUAUCCGACCGUGAGUCUUCUCAACCAUUCUUGCGAUCCGAACGUGAUUCGAAUCAGCCACGGGUCGUCCUGCGCCGUGGUCGCGAUUCAACCCAUCCAACCCGGGCACGAAAUUUUGGACAAUUACGGAUACGUUUUCCAUUCCAACGAAUUCAAGUCGAGGCAAGAAACUCUGCAGAGACAAUAUUUUUUUCGCUGCACCUGCAGGGCCUGCGAGGAGAAAUGGCCAUUGCUGGAAAACUUGCAGGUCGCGUCGGGGAUUUCCCACAGAUGUCCUCGAUGCCUCGUGGACCUGAGCAAGAAGGUCAAGAAAUGCCCCAAGUGCGGCAAGGAGUACAACGCCCGCAAAGCGGAAAAGAAAUUCCGAAGCAGCGUGGAUUCGUACCGAGGAAUCUCGGAGAGGCUGUUGCAGAAUAAGGGAGAAUACGAGUGGAGAGAAGCAUUCCCCGUCAUCUCCUCGCACGUGCGGCUCCUCCAUCAAUUCGUGAAGAAACCUUGUAAAGAGCACGUGCGAGCCAUGGCCCUUCUCAAGCAGGCCCUCUACCUCCAAGGAAACGUCAGAGAGAUAAACGCAGCCUGA